This is a messenger RNA of Ricinus communis (castor bean), 2923 nucleotides long. Its product is annotated as U-box domain-containing protein 6. Lineage: Eukaryota; Viridiplantae; Streptophyta; Magnoliopsida; Malpighiales; Euphorbiaceae. Gene Ontology annotation, biological process: protein ubiquitination. The coding region runs from base 336 to 2669 and encodes 777 amino acids. Gene Ontology annotation, cellular component: cytoplasm; nucleus. The record is from RefSeq and is a predicted model, not a curated record. The transcript has 6 exons. Gene Ontology annotation, molecular function: protein binding; ubiquitin-protein transferase activity.
UGUUAAUUUUUUUUAUUUGUCUCCUUUUUAAAUAUUACUAUAUUUCAUCACCCAAAAAAUUCCCAUUUCUUGCCUAUUUUUUCCCUCUCCCUCUUCUCUUCUUCUACUUAGAAUCCACUUUUCAUUUUUUUCUCUCUUGAAAAAUAGCGAGAAAUUCGCUCUGUGGACAGACUCAAAAACCUGGCCUGGUUGUAUCAGAUUGAAUUGUACAGAUCAUACUCGGUUUUUUGAUUACUUAUUUCCUUUUCCCCUUGUAAAUGCUCUUUUAUGAAGCCUCCCUGGCAAGCUCCGAUUAUACCGUUGUUAUAGAUUGCAAUAUAAUUUUUCCCUGCUGAAUGUGGAUUAUGGAUAUUACUGAGGUUGAAGAAAAUUUGUUUGCAGCAAGUGAUGCCAAGUUACAUGGAGAAAUGUGCAAGGCACUCUCUGCAACUUAUUGCAAAAUCUUGUCAAUUUUUCCUUCUCUGGAAGCAGCACGACCUAGAAGCAAAUCUGGCAUUCAAGCAUUAUGUUCAUUGCAUAUAGCACUUGAAAAAGCCAAGAAUAUCCUUCAGCAUUGCUCAGAAUGCAGCAAGCUUUAUUUGGCUAUAACUGGUGAUUCUGUGCUUUUAAAAUUUGAAAAGGCAAGAUCUGCUCUUGUAGAUAGUCUUAGGCGUGUUGAAGAUAUUGUCCCACAAUCAAUUGGAAGCCAGAUUUUGGAGAUUAUAAGUGAAUUGGAGGGCAUUCUGUUCUCACUGGAUCCAUUAGAGAAACAAGUUGGUGAUGAAAUAAUUUCAUUACUUCAGCAGGGGAGAAAAUUCGACAAUUGUAAUGACAGUAAUGAGCUAGAAUCUUUUCAUCAGGCAGCCACUAAACUUGGAAUUACCUCUUCCAGAGCAGCUCUUACUGAGAGAAGGGCUCUUAAGAAACUCAUAGAAAGAGCUCGCGUGGAGGAAGACAAGCGAAAGGAAUCAAUUGUUGCUUAUCUCUUACACCUGAUGAGAAAAUACUCCAAGUUAUUUAGAAGUGAGCUCACAGAUGACAAUGAUUCACAGGGUUCAGCACCUUGUUCACCCACUGUUCAGGGUUCUUUUGAUGAGGGUGUUGAUGGCCAUGCCUUUGAGAGACAGCUAACGAAGCUUAGUUCUUUUAAUUUCAAGCCCAAUAAUAGAAGAUCUGGUCAGAUACCUGUUCCACCAGAAGAGUUAAGGUGCCCAAUAUCAUUGCAGCUGAUGUAUGAUCCAGUCAUUAUUGCAUCUGGACAAACGUAUGAGAGGAUCUGUAUUGAGAAAUGGUUCAGUGAUGGACAUGAUACCUGCCCAAAGACUCAACAGAAGCUCUCUCAUCUUUGUUUGACUCCUAAUUAUUGUGUCAAGGGUCUAGUUACUAGUUGGUGUGAACAGAAUGGAGUUCCGGUCCCUGAUGGCCCACCAGAGUCUCUCGACCUCAACUAUUUUAGGUUGUCGUUGUGUCAGUCUGAGUCUGCGAAUUCAAGAUCAGUGGACAGCAUAAAUUCUGGAAAAUUGAAAGGGAUGAAAGUAGUUCCUUUAGAGGAGAAUGGUGCCAUUGAGGAGGCUGAGCAGCAGAAAAUGGAGAGUUUGACUCCACAACAGGAAGAAGCUUCGCUGGAGGAAGAUUUCGAGGAUGAUAUGUUUGAGAGGUAUCAGAAUCUUUUAACUACAUUGAAUGAAGAGGGAGAUUUGAGGAGAAAGUGCAAGGUGGUAGAGAAGAUAAGGCGUCUGCUGAAAGAUGAUGAGGAGGCCAGAAUUUGUAUGGGGGCCAAUGGGUUUAUUGAAGGACUGUUGCAGUUCCUAGAGUCAGCUGUUCAUGCAAGGAAUACAAUGGCUCAGGAAGUUGGAGCCAUGGCUCUAUUUAACCUUGCUGUCAACAAUAACAGAAACAAGGAAUUGCUGUUGGCAGCUGGUGUUAUCCCAUUGCUGGAGAUGAUGAUCUUCAACUCUGAUUCCCAUGGAUCAGCAACAGCCCUCUAUUUGAAUCUUUCCUGCCUUGAAGACGCAAAGGCCAUCAUUGGCUCAAGCCAAGCUGUUCCCUUUUUAGUCCAGAUCCUUCAAGGUGAAGAUGAACCCCAAUGCAAGAUGGAUGCCCUCCAUACCCUCUAUAAUCUCUCCUCCCGAGCCUCCAAUAUACUUAACCUCCUCUCAGCUGGUAUCACCAGUGGUCUUCAGUCCCUUCUUGCAGCGCCUGGAGAUCGUGCAUGGACAGAAAAAUCCAUAGCAGUGUUGAUAAAUUUAGCUUCAAAUGCAUCAGGAAAAGAUGAAAUGGUAACAACCCCUGGCCUUAUUGGCGGGCUAGCAACAAUACUGGACACAGGUGAGCCAAUUGAGCAAGAGCAAGCAGCUUCAUGCCUUUACAUAUUGUGCAACGGGAGUGAAAAGUGCAGUCAGUUGGUCCUACAGGAAGGGGUGAUACCUGCAUUAGUAUCUAUAUCAGUUAAUGGGACCAUAAGAGGGAAAGAAAAGGCACAGAAACUUCUGAUGCUGUUCCGGGAGCAACGGCAACGAGAUCAACCUCAACCACCUGCUGAGGUGCGGUUUCAACGGGCUGAAAGUAGCUCUAAAGCCAUGCCUGCUCAGGAAUCAAAGCCCCUAUGUAAAUCGGUUUCGAGAAGGAAGAUGGGAAAAGCUUUAAGCUUUUUCUGGAAGAGCAAGAGCUACUCCGUUUACCAGUGUUAAGCUCGGUCUUGUAAAUUUCUAUUGUAUCUUCUUCUCUUUCUUUUGUCCAGUCUCCGUGGGCAUUAUUUAAUUUUGUUCUUCAUAGAGAAAAGAAAAAAAAAGGAUGUACAGGCCCCUGUAAGCUAUGUUUUUUUUUUCUUUCUUUCUUCUUUUCUUUCGCUUUCCACUUCUUGUUAGGGAUACGGGUACCGUGAAGUGUCAUUGUAAUUGAUGCCUUAGUGACUAACCUUCAUGUUGAAACAACCUUGUCAUUA